UCCCACUCCCCUCAACUCAAAGCAAACACCCAUCUUGUCUAGUUAGCGCUUCUUUCCUCUUGAGUACUUAUAUCACACUACAACUUUUCUGGGUGGCGCUACUAAGCUAGAGCUAGCUAGUUCUUCUGAGGUCCCUUCAAUCAGCUAUAUAGAUAGCAAUGGCCGGCUUAGAUACUUUCAAAGACCAGCAGGGCUAUGAAGAAGAAAAAAACCAAACGAUGACAGAAACUUGUACGACAAUGGAUGGAGCCGUUGAUUGGAAUGGCCGCCCUGCAAUCCGAGGGAGAACUGGUUCUUGGGUUGCUGCAAUUCUCAUAUUAGUGAAUCAAGGAUUGGCAACAUUGGCAUUCUUUGGAGUAGGAGUGAACUUGGUAUUGUUCUUGACAAGGGUACUGGGACAAGACAACGCUGAGGCUGCAAACAAUGUCAGCAAAUGGACCGGAACAGUUUACAUGUUCUCUCUUCUUGGGGCUUUUCUCAGUGAUUCUUACUGGGGGAGAUACAAAACUUGUGCUAUCUUUCAAGUUAUUUUUGUCAUUGGCUUGACAUUAUUGUCACUAACAACGUACCUAUUCCUGCUCAAGCCUAAAGGUUGCGGUGAUGAGCAAUCUCCAUGUGGAGACCAUUCGAAUUUUGAAUUCGCAAUGUUUUACUUCUCCAUAUAUCUCAUUGCACUAGGGAAUGGCGGCUACCAACCUAACAUAGCUACAUUUGGAGCGGACCAGUUUGAUGAGGACGACCUCAAAGAAGGUCACUCGAAAAUUGCCUUCUUCAGCUAUUUCUACUUGGCUUUGAAUCUUGGUUCCCUCUUCUCUAACACAAUAUUAGGGUAUUUUGAGGAUAAAGGACUAUGGACUGUAGGGUUUUGGGCAUCUACAGGCUCUGCUGGCAUGGCAUUGAUUUUGUUUCUUUGCGGAACUCCAAGGUAUAGGCAUUUUAAGCCUCAGGGCAAUCCGCUUUCUAGGUUAUGUCACGUACUGGUUGCUGCAACAAGAAAAUGGAAGGUGAAGAUCACGUCAGAUGGAGAUGACCAUUUGUAUGAGGAACAUGGGAAACAAUGCUUUGAAAAUCAGAGUAGGAAAAUACUUCACACCCGAGGAAUCAAGUUCUUGGAUAGGGCAGCAAUCGUCACAGACGAGUUGAACCAAAUAGACAGAUGUUCUCCAAAUCCAUGGCGCCUUUGUACAGUGACACAAGUAGAAGAAGUUAAAUGCGUAUUGAGAUUACUUCCAAUUUGGCUAUGUACAAUACUAUACUCAGUUGUUUUCACACAAAUGGCCUCCCUCUUUGUAGAACAAGGUGCUGUAAUGAAAACCACCAUCUCCAAGUUCCACAUUCCCCCAGCGAGCAUGUCAACUUUCGACAUCCUCAGCGUGGCAACUUUUAUCUUCAUUUACCGGCGAGUUCUCGACCCACUCGUUGCCAGCGUACGGAAAAAAGGACUCACCGAGCUUCAAAGAAUGGGGAUUGGUCUUGUCAUUGCCAUCAUGGCUAUGAUCUCAGCAGGAGUUGUGGAGUGUUUUAGGUUAAAAUAUGCAAGAACAAAUUGCGCCGCUACCGAUUGUGAGAGUUCAAGUUCGUUGAGCAUAUUUUGGCAAGUUCCUCAAUAUGUGCUCGUCGGAGCUUCCGAAGUGUUCAUGUACGUGGGUCAGCUUGAAUUCUUCAACAGUCAAGCACCUGAUGGGUUAAAGAGCUUUGGUAGUGCACUUUGCAUGACUUCAAUAUCACUUGGAAACUAUGUGAGUAGUUUACUGGUUACGAUAGUGAUGAAGUUUUCUAGUAGGGAUGAUAUGAGUGGAUGGAUCCCUGGAAACCUUAACAAAGGUCAUCUGGAAAGGUUUUACUUUCUCUUAGCAGCUUUGACUACUGCUGAUCUCCUGGUCUAUAUAGUUUGUGCCAAGUGGUACAAAUAUAUCAAGUUUGAAGCAAAGGGAGGAGAUGACCAAAAUGAAAAUAUUAGGCAAGCUGAACUUGGAGUCUGAUCAUUUUCGGAAAUAUCAGUGUGUGGGCUAAUAAACUAAUAAAGUAAAGAUGAAUGGGAUAAGUCGUAUAACUUAUUUCGGUAAAAUCUAUCUUUAAUUAUUAUAUAGAACUGUUAAUGCAAUAUAAACUCGUGAGUGGAACUCAGAACUUCCCACUUUCAAAUGGGAUCGAGACGAACGCAUUUAGACCAUAUGAUAUUGGGCCACUUAUUUCGGUAAGACAAACAUUGCUUGCGGUGAAACUAGCUAGAGAGAUGCUUUUCCAUUUCUUCGAGCUGAGCAAAAUGUGUUGUAAAAAUUAUAUCAUCUGCAUAAGAAAUAAAUUACAUUUUUUUAUUUCUACCA
This is a messenger RNA of Rosa rugosa (rugosa rose), 2327 nucleotides long. Its product is annotated as protein NRT1/ PTR FAMILY 7.2-like. Gene Ontology annotation, biological process: transmembrane transport. The record is from RefSeq and is a predicted model, not a curated record. Gene Ontology annotation, molecular function: transmembrane transporter activity. Gene Ontology annotation, cellular component: membrane. The coding region runs from base 159 to 1982 and encodes 607 amino acids. The transcript has 5 exons. NCBI's taxonomy places the organism in Eukaryota, Viridiplantae, Streptophyta, Magnoliopsida, Rosales, Rosaceae.